GCAAAAUCCAUUCCCUCGCAAAAUGUGUUUUCCUUUCCACUCCAAUUUGCUACAUAUUCAUUCAUAAAUGGAUUAUUUUAGUUCUCUGCUUGGUUCUUUAGGCAUGUUCUUAAUAAUUUUGCUAUUGUACCGGCUCUGCACACUCUGCUGUCCCUCCAAUGCAAACUCCCAAGCUCCUACGGACAGAGUUCACGUUGUUAUAAUAUCCUCUGAUGGUCAUGCAAUCCAUAGACGAAUGGAUUAUGGAGAUUUUCAUGCUCUAAGUACGAGAGAACAAGAACCACGAACAGGAUUUACUCCUGUAGUAAUCAGCGGAGCAUCUCAAAGUGAAAUUCCAUCAAUUCCAUCGUAUUCUGUGGGAGAUUUUCCCCCAAGACAUGAAACUACCUCGGAAGUGCCAUCCAACAUUAAUCCGCCUUCUUAUGAACAAGCAAUGGACAAUGAAACUUUCAACCAGGAACAGCGGAAGGCAUAACAUGCUUAACAGCCUUACGAGUAAUAGUUUGUAAGACCAGUAAGGCUUUCCCUCUCAGCUCAAAAAAGACACAAAAUCAAGAUGUGUUCCUCCCCCUUCUAAAUAGGACGGGAACCUCCUUCCAUGCUAAUAGACAACUUAAAAAGUUAAAACUGCCACUCAAUACUAACUGUAUUACCUCAGGGAAUAGGAAAGUCGACAAAAGGAUAUACAGGAA
Phlebotomus papatasi is the source of this 692-nucleotide messenger RNA. RefSeq lists its product as uncharacterized. The coding region runs from base 68 to 475 and encodes 135 amino acids. The transcript is spliced from 2 exons. The record is from RefSeq and is a predicted model, not a curated record. Lineage: Eukaryota; Metazoa; Arthropoda; Insecta; Diptera; Psychodidae.